Molecule: messenger RNA, 350 nt
Organism: Pipistrellus kuhlii (Kuhl's pipistrelle)
Lineage: Eukaryota; Metazoa; Chordata; Mammalia; Chiroptera; Vespertilionidae
Product: 60S ribosomal protein L11-like
Exons: 2
Coding region: 18-350 (110 amino acids)
Biological process (GO): translation
Cellular component (GO): cytosolic large ribosomal subunit; ribosome
Molecular function (GO): RNA binding; structural constituent of ribosome
Source: RefSeq, a predicted model, not a curated record
UCUUCCUAUCUCUCAUCAUGGCGCAGGACCAAGGGGAGAAGGAGAACCCCAUGCAGGAACUGCGCAUCCGCAAGCUCUGCCUCAACAUGUGUGUGGGGGAGAGCGGGGACAGGCUGACGUGGGCGGCCAAGGUGCUGGAGCAGCUCACGGGCCAGACCCCUGUCUUCUCCAAAGCCAGGAACAGUGUCAGAUCCUUUGGCAUCAGGAGAAAUGAAAAGAUUGCUGUCCACUGCACAGUCCGCGGGGCCAAGGCAGAAGAAAUCUUGGAGAAAGGUCUAAAGGUGCGAGAGUACGAAUUACGAAAAAACAACUUCUCGCCGAAGCCAGUUUGGCUCAGUGGUAGACACUAG